GAAUCAAGCCAUCUAAUAGGAAAUUUGUUGCAAGAUUAUCAUUUUUACCAUUUUGCAUUGUUUUAAAACAACUGUCGUACCCAUUUUCGGAUUGUGUUAAUAUUUCCUUAAAAUAACUUACUUCUAUACCACUGAUUUUAACAUAUUGGGUUAUAGAUAGAAUAAUGCACAACCCGCAACCGAUCCUAGUGGUUCAAAAUGCGUCAAAACGCGAUCAAGGAAAACGAGCUCAAAAUGCCAAUAUUCAUGCUGCUAAAACAGUGGCUGAUAUAGUACGUACAACGUUAGGUCCUAAAUCUAUGUUAAAAAUGCUUCUAGAUCCUAUGGGGGGAAUUGUUCUUACUAAUGAUGGAAACGCUAUAUUGCGAGAAGUUGACGUGUCGCAUCCUGCUGCGAAAUCCGUUAUAGAUUUAAGCCGGUGUCAAGAUGAAGAAGUUGGGGAUGGCACAACAUCAGUUGUUAUUUUGACAGGGGAACUACUUACUUUCACAGAACCACUGCUCAAAAAACAAAUACAUCCGACACAAAUUGUCUCAGGGUUUUUAAAAACGUUAGACGAUUGUCUUGAAAUUAUGGAAGCUUCAGCCACUACUGUCGAUUUGUCCAACACUGAACAAAUUCGUACCGUCAUUGAGUCCUGCUUAAAUACAAAAUUUUCCGAUACGUGGAACCGUAUCAUUCCUCCUAUAGCUUUACGCGCUGUUAGUAUGAUUGCAUUUAAUCAAUCAGGACCGUCAAAUAAAAUUGAUAUUAAAAAUUGUAUUAAAGUUGAAAAGAUUCCUGGGGGUACUAUAGACGAUACCGCGGUGUAUGAUGGAAUCGUUUUAAAUAAAGACAUUACUCAUCCUAAAAUGCGAAGAUACAUUAUCAAUCCACGUAUUGUUUUACUGGAUUGUCCUUUAGAAUAUAAAAAAGGAGAGUCACAAACAUUAGUAGAAAUAACUAAAGAAGAAGAUUGGGAUAAAAUUUUAAAACAGGAAGAGGAGGAAGUUAAAAAAAUGUGUGAAGAUAUUAUUGCAGUUGGAUGCGAUAUAGUGAUAACAGAAAAAGGAGUUUCUGAUUUAGCGCAACAUUUUUUUGUCAAAGCAGGAAUAUCUGCUAUUAGACGGGUUCGUAAAAGCGACAACAACAGGCUUGCUAAAAUUUCAGGAGCGACCAUUGCGACCCGAACGAACGAAUUAUGUAGUUUUGAUGUAGGAACAAAAUGUGGACUAUUUGAAAUUAAAAAAAUUGGAGACGAAUAUUUUUCAUACUUCAUUAACUGUGAAAAGCCACAAGCUUGCACUGUUUUACUUCGUGGUGGAUCUAAAGAUAUUCUCAACGAGGUUGAAAGAAACUUGCAAGACGCUUUGAAUGUAGCCCGUAACGUUUAUACGUCGCCUAAAUUGCUUCCUGGUGGAGGAGCUAUCGAAAUGGAAAUUUCUGCUCGUCUAAGUGAGCGAUGUACAGAAACAAAUAACAUGUUUCAGUGGCCAUAUAAAGCUGUUGCAGCUGCUUUAGAAGUUCUUCCAAGAACUCUUGUUCAAAAUUGUGGUGCUAAUGUUGUUAGGACAAUGACUGCAUUAAGAGCUCAGCAUGCUAGUAAAGGAAAUCAUUUUAUGGGUGUGAAUGGAGAAACAGGUGAAAUCAUAGAUGUUACUUCUUUGGGUAUUUGGGACACUUUUGCCGUUAAACAACAAGUCUUACGAACCGCUAUUGAAGCAACAUGUAUGAUUAUAAGAAUUGAUGAUGUUCUUUCUGCUACAAAAAAAAAUAAAGAUCCCUCAGUUCAAAUGGCAGCGAAUAAUGAAGGACAAGCUGAUAGAGAAACGUUUGGUGAUACUCGAGAUGGUUAAUUUUUUUUAAGAAACGUUUUUCUUA
Messenger RNA from Hylaeus volcanicus, 1860 nucleotides. Its product is annotated as T-complex protein 1 subunit gamma-like. Gene Ontology annotation, cellular component: chaperonin-containing T-complex. The coding region runs from base 165 to 1835 and encodes 556 amino acids. Gene Ontology annotation, molecular function: ATP binding; ATP-dependent protein folding chaperone; ATP hydrolysis activity. Gene Ontology annotation, biological process: protein folding. The record is from RefSeq and is a predicted model, not a curated record. Lineage: Eukaryota; Metazoa; Arthropoda; Insecta; Hymenoptera; Colletidae. The transcript is spliced from 15 exons.